AUGUCACAAAGCUUUAUGAAGUUGAAGACAGAGCGCCUGGUCUGUCAACUUUCGGUCCAAGAGGAGGGAGGGCGGGAGGUUCCAGAGCUUACGAGCAGCUCCAAGAUGCCUGUGGAUUUGGUGGCCAAGAUGAUUCAGGGUGAUGAGGAGGACGAGCAAAGUCCUGUGCUCUUAAAGACUUGGGACUUUGGAGGGCAACGCGAAUAUUACGUCAUGCAUCAUCUCUUCCUGACGAAUCGCGGUUUCUACAUCGUGGUCACCCGCCUGGACGCUUGGCGAACGGGUCCUACGGGUCCUUUGGACUCGGGCGACGUACUUCGGGACACCGACAGCGAGGACGGAGGGGCGUUCGAACCUCCGCUCGAUGCCCUGACCUUUUGGCUCUCCUCUAUCCACGUCCAUGCACCGGAUGCUCUGGUCUUUAUUGUGGGCAGCCAUGCUGACGUGGUGGCUUGUGGACACGAGGAGACCGAGGC
Cladocopium goreaui is the source of this 476-nucleotide messenger RNA. The record is from the annotation of a GenBank genome assembly. NCBI's taxonomy places the organism in Eukaryota, Dinophyceae, Suessiales, Symbiodiniaceae.